UGCGAUCCACGACACCUUCACUGUUAACAUGACGAAAGAAGUAUGAGUGAUGAAAAAAAUAAAGAUUUGUUUGAUUUAGCUUCUAAUUGGGUCCAAAUGGGGGACCGAGUAAAAAAAACCAAUUUAGCCUCUUUGAUUUGAAUUUUAGAGUCAUGGACUCAGUCAAAGUUGUGGACUCGGUCCAUCAAAAUAGAUUGAUUCAGUUCAAGCUUCAAAUAAGAAGGAUCGAGACAAAAUUCUUUUAAUACUACUUUUGCCUUGUUAUCAUAAACACGCUUCCACAAAAACAAAAAAAGUUAUCCCCUAUCCCCUGCUACCAACGACCACCCAGUGCUCAGAAUCCGUCGUCUUCCUCCGACCUCGCAACCUGGAGAUCACCUUCUUCUGACCAGAUCCAUCUCAUGUAGCCGACCAUGGACCAGCCAACUUAAUGACACAAAUGUCAAACACUAAAUCUUGUGUGCAUGAAUAUCUUCUACCCUUUUGAGAUUAUUCACUUGCCUUAUCUUUUAAUUCAUAUUUUAAUAUUUUGAUUGGAUUUGAUUGUUUUCCUUGUUUUUGGGAAGAAACAUUAUUUUGUAGUUUUUUUUUUUUUUGUUAAGAAGAAGGGGACGAUGAUUAAUUUUUCAAUACAACUAAAAUUGCAUUGUGUUUUUCUAGAAUUAUCAUCCUAUAUUGUGUCUUCAUCUUCAAGAUCCCUAUCAAGUGGUAUCAGUUUCCAGGUUCUGAUAUUUAUGGCUGGAAAAGGACGACCUACACGAAACAGUAAUCGUCGCGGUGGUGCGCUAGAGGGUGUUGGUCCGCAACGCAAUCCACGUGAUGUUGAAGAAAUUGAACAAUACAACAAUAGAUUCGAGAUCUAGAACUACAACAGGAGGAUCGCCAAGAGGAAACCGAGUCCGAUUCCGUCGUCUGGGACGAUGGUAAUGACAGAGAGGAGAAUCCUUUUGGGCGCCCCCCGAUCAUUCAAUUCUAACAACAAAAUCGCAACGACAUUCUAUGUACUUUAGGGGUACGCGUUGACAUUCCGAAAUUUGAAGGGCGGGCCCAACAAGACGACUUCAUCGAUUGGUUGAGUACUGUCGAACGUGUGUUUGAACUCCGUGAUAUACCCGAUCACUUAAAGGUGAAAGUCGUAGCCAUCAAGUUACGUAAAUAUGCUUCCUUAUGGUGGGACCACAUGAAAAAGAAAAGAAUUCAACAAGGCAAAUCUCGAGUACAAACAUGGGAAAAAAUGAAGUUGCUCCGCACCCAGUUCCUACCACUUAAUUAUAGGCAAGAUGCUUUUUUCGAAUAUCACAAUUUAACACAACAAAAUUCUUCUGUUGAGCAGUUCAUAGCCGAUUUCGAUCGUUUGCGAAUGCGUUGCGAGGCCGAUGAAGAUGAGGAACAGGUAGUUGUCCGAUUCUUAGGAGCUUUGCAUCCCGAAAUAGCCGAUGUAGUCCAGUUACAACAAUUUUGGACCCUCCAGGAUGUGUGCCAUCUAGCCCUCAAAGUGGAAAAACAACAAAAAAUAAACCACAAACCAAUACCAGUCGCACCCCAUUUUUCAACAAAUCUGUUGGCCCGUCUAGCAACCAACUAGGGGCAGGUUCUCUAACCAAAACCGAAGGAACGUCCACUAGGGCGGGAAGCCAAGCUAUUGCCCGACCUCCACGUUGUUACAAAUGUCAAGGUCUAGGUCAUUACGCACCCUGCCCAAAUACACAACUUGUUACUUUUGUUGAUGAACCUAAAUAUGAUGAUGACGGUGGGGAAGCUGAAGAACCGACACAGGGAGAACCGGAAAUUGUUUACCCAGAUCGAGGCGAGUCCUUAGUAGUGCAGCAUGUUCUUAGUGUUGUCAUUGACAAGACCAGGGAUGACACUCUUUGGCUACGACACAACAUUUUUCGUACCAAGUGCACCGCGAAAGGGAAAGUGUGUUCUAUUAUUAUUGAUGACGGUAGUUGUGAGAAAAUGGUCGCAACAACAAUGGUUGAGAAACUGGGGUUGCUGGUCGAAAAUCAUCCCGAACCUUAUCAGUUGACGUGGUUAAAGAAAGGCAAUAUUGUUAGUGUUACUAAACGAUGCUUGGUCCACUUUUCUAUUGGGAAUAAAUAUACGGAUGAGGUGUGGUGUGAGGUCAUUCCUAUGGACGCUUGUCACAUUUUAUUGGGCCGCCCUUGGCAAUAUGACCGUCGUACCAAACAUGAUGGAUUUCAUAACACUUAUAGCUUCAAAAAAGAUGGUAUUAGUAUUGUGUUAGCUCCACAAGAUACACGUCAGUCUGCUACAGAAGCCAUGAUUCUUUCUAGAGGUGAAUUCAUUAACUAUUCACGAUUACAUGAGCAACAAUUCCUAUUUGCUUUAUUUGUGACCGAACAGAAUGCCGGCAAUCACAACACCCCCACAUAGGUUCAACCUCUACUUAGUGAAUUCAGUUAUGUUUUUCCUGAUGAAAUACCUACACCUACAGGUUUACCACUUAUGCGGGAAAUACAACAUUGUAUUGAUUUUUUACCCGGCGCUCGCAUUCCGAACAAACCGGCGUACCGAAUGAAUCCCAAAGAAUUUGAAGAAUUACAUCGACAAGUCACCGAACUUCUCCAAAAAGGUCUCAUUCGUGAAAGCAUGAGCCCUUGUGCAGUCCCAACCCUACUUGUUCUGAAACCUGGCGGUGUCUAUCGUAUGUGUAUAGAUAGUCGUGCAGUUAACAAAAUCACGGUAAAAUAUCGUUUUCCUAUCCCACGAUUCAAGGACCUACUUGAUCAGUUACACGGAGCACAAGUUUUUUCAAAAGUCGAUCUUCGAAGCGGGUAUCACCAAAUCCGCAUGCGGCCGGGAGAUGAAUGGAAAACAGCGUUUAAAACACGGGACGGUUUAUUUGAGUGGAUGGUUAUGCCAUUCGGUUUGUCCAACGCACCGAGUACGUUUAUGCGGCUCAUGAAUCAUAUUUUUCAACCCUUCCUUGGCCGUUUUGUUGUCGUUUAUUUCGAUGACAUCCUAAUUUUUAGCCAAGACCUCACACAUCAUUUGCAACAUCUACGUGAUGUUUUUCGGGUUCUUCGAGAGCAAAAAUUGUAUGCCAACCGCAACAAGUGCCUUUUUUGACAUCUGAGGUCACCUUUUUGGGUUUCUUAAUCUCAGGUAAUGGGAUUAGAAUGGAUAAUUCUAAAGUUGAAGCAAUUACUUCGUGGCCUAUCCCCAAAACACUACGGGACAUUCGAAGUUUUUAUGGUCUAGCUUCAUUUUACCGACAGUUUAUUAGGAACUUUAGUACCAUUGUUGCACCCAUUACCAAUUGUUUGAAAGGUGGUAAAUUUGUUUGGACAGAAGAUGCAAAUAGAGCUUUUGCAGUCCUAAAAAACUGUAACGACCCGUUCUCGGUGUGAAGAAGGAGAAGAAGAAAGAAGCAAGGAGAAGAGUUGGAGUGCAAAGAUCCAAGGGCGAGUCUGAGUUAUUUGAGCCGAGGAGAUUCAGGAGCAGCAGCCGUUAGCUUUCCGAGCCACACACUCAACAGCCAGCUUACGAGAAUGGUGGUUUUGCGUUCGAGACCAGCAGCCGGCAGCGGAGGUGCCGGGGAGGGAUCAGGUUCAGGAUCGGGGGAUGAGCACAUGGAUGAGCAGACCCGAGAGUUUCUUUCUUCGGAGAUUACGCGCAUCAUUAUAGAGCAGACUCCUGUGAUCUUCGGUUCGAUCAAGGAGGGGAUUCUAGAGCUGAUGGAUGAGAGAUUGGGCACCUUCCGUGCCGAGGUGGCAGCCAUGAUGGGGUCGCGCACCCUUACCUUCAGGGAGUUCAGGGCAUGUGGAGCUCCGGACUAUCAUGGGGCGCGAGACCCCAUAGCGAGCACCAGAUGGUUGGCGGAUGUGGCCAACGCUUUCCGUACUAGCAGAUGUCCCGAGGGGGACAAGGUCAGAUUGGCGUCCUGUCUUCUGAAGGACAGGGCACGGGAUUGGUGGGAGGAGGUCGGACAUGCCAUUGGGGAUGAUGCAGCAUUGGACGCCAUGACCUGGGCUGAAUUCUCUACCAGGUUCAGGGCGGAGUUUGCACCGGUCAUUGAGGUGCAACAGCUAGCUAGGGAGUUUCAGGACCUCACCCAGACUACAGAGACAGUGGCGGAGAUCACCGCCAAGUUCAGGGAGAGGGCUCUUCUCGUUCCUCAGUAUGUAGCUGAUGAGGAAAUGAAGAAGGCCCGUUAUCAUGAGAUGUUGCGGAGCGAUAUCCGCCAGUUUGUGAGCCGGUCCAGCUGUAAAACGCUGGAAGAUAUGAUUGCUAGGGCUCGGGUGAGGGAGAUUGAUCUCGAGAUGGAGAAGAAGAGGAAACCGGAGAUGGUUUCGGGUUCAGGAGGUUCGGGCAAAAAGCCCAAGGUUUCAGACCACAGAUCUAGGAGUCAGCAGAGUCACGGUCGAUGUGGCAAGUGUGGGAGAUUGCACGAGGGAGCAUGCAAGGCAGGGAGUUCUGGCUGCUACAAGUGCGGUCGGAUUGGGCAUUUGAGUAGGGAUUGCACGGCCCCUGUUACUGCCGUUGCAGCAUCAGAUCUGAUUUGCUUUCAGUGCAAUCAGAGGGGACAUAAAAAGUCCCAGUGUCCGGGUUUAGCUGCAGCAGGGAAGGUGGUUGCACCUGCCCCUGCUACUUUGAGGAUUACAGAUGGUCGGCAGGGCCGAGCUGAUGCGCCAGUGGCGAAGAGUAGGGCGUUUCAGAUGACAGCAGAGGAGGCGCGAGCGACUCCUGAUGUGGUGACGGGGUCGUUCUCUGUGAACGGCAUUUCUGCUAUGGUAUUAUUCGAUUCGGGGGCUACCCGAUCAUUCGUAUCACUUGCGCUUAGCAAGAGAUUCAGUAGAGCUCCAGGGGAGCUGGAUUGCCCAUUAGAGGUUGAGAUAGCGGAUGAUAGAACCGUGAGGGUCGGCAGAGUGCAUAGAGGGUCUUCUCUUCAGUUAUUUGAUGAGCAGUUUUCAGUGGAUCUGGUACCUAUUCCCCUGCGAGGGAAUAAGGUUAUUGUGGGUAUGGAUUGGCUAAGCCCCAAUGGGGCGGUGAUUGAUUGUGAGCUUCAGCUAGUGAGGGUUCGCACUCCCAGUGGGGGAGAGUUGGUGAUCCAGGGCGAGAGGCCACAGCGAGGACCGACCUUUUGUUCCGCCGCAAGGGCGAGGCGCUAUGUUCAGCAGGGUUGCGCCGGUUUUGUAGCUUACGUUUUGGAUGCCCGGGAGAAGGGCAAGUCGACAGUUGAUGAUGUUCCUAUUGUUCGAGACUACCCGGACGUGUUUCCCGAGGAUUUGCCGGGGAUACCUCCUGAGAGACAGGUUGAGUUCAGGAUCGACCUCAUUCCUGGUGCGGCUCCGAUAGCCAAGGCACCGUAUCGACUAGCUCCCCCUGAGAUGCAGGAGUUGUCUACACAGCUGCAGGAGCUGUUAGACAAGGGUUUCAUUCGGCCGAGCAGUUCGCCUUGGGGAGCGCCGAUCCUGUUUGUGAGGAAGAAGGAUGGGUCGCAUCGUAUGUGUAUAGAUUACCGGGAGUUGAAUAAGGUAACGGUGAAGAACCGUUACCCACUCCCGAGGAUAGAUGAUUUGUUUGAUCAGCUUCAGGGAGCGUCUUGGUUCUCCAAGAUCGAUCUACGCUCCGGAUAUCAUCAGAUGCGGGUUAGAGAUGAGGAUGUUCAGAAGACUGCUUUCAGAACCAGGUAUGGUCAUUACGAGUUUGUGGUGAUGCCAUUUGGGCUCACCAAUGCUCCAGCCGCGUUCAUGGAUCUCAUGAACCGCGUGUGUAGGCCGAUGCUGGAUCGGUCAGUGAUAGUGUUCAUAGAUGACAUCUUGGUAUAUUCCAAGACGCAGGAGCAGCACGAGGAGCACCUGCGGGAGGUGCUGGAGGUUUUGAGGAGGGAGAGACUUUUCGCAAAGUUCUCCAAAUGUGAGUUCUGGUUGCGCGAGGUGCAGUUCCUUGGUCACCUCGUCAACCAGAAGGGUAUUCUGGUAGAUCCGGCCAAGAUAGAGGCCGUGAUGCAAUGGGAAGUCCCGAAGUCUCCAUCUGAGAUUCGGAGCUUCCUAGGGUUGGCAGGGUAUUAUCGGAGAUUUAUUCAGGAUUUCUCCAAGAUAGCAGUGCCGCUCACCCGACUGACCAGGAAGUCAGUGGUAUUUCGUUGGGGUCCUAAGCAGCAGUCAGCGUUUGAGACCCUCAGGCAGAGAUUAUGUGAGGCUCCGAUCCUUACCUUGCCAGAGGGAGUAGAGGACUUUGUAGUCUAUUGUGAUGCCUCGAUCACAGGUAUGGGAGCAGUUUUGAUGCAGCGAGGCCAUGUGAUAGCUUAUGCCUCGAGACAGCUGAAGCCUCACGAGGCUAAUUAUCCUACCCAUGAUUUGGAGCUGGGGGCAGUGGUGUUUGCCCUCAAGAUUUGGAGGCAUUACCUUUAUGGGGUCCGUUGUACUAUUUACACGGAUCACAAGAGUUUGAGGUACCUUAUGGAUCAGCCGAGUCUGAAUAUGAGGCAGAGAAGGUGGUUGGAUGUGCUAAAGGAUUACGACUGUGAGAUCCUUUACCACCCAGGGAAGGCCAAUGUGGUGGCCGAUGCCCUGAGCCGCAAGGUGUCGGCGGCCCCUAUCAGAAAUCUAUGUUUGAGGAUGAUAGUGAUCACUCCGUUGUUGGAGCGGAUCAAGGAGGCUCAGGUGGAGGGUCUCAAGGAGGAAAGACAGAAGUGUGAGAGAAUCGUGGGCCGAGUAGCCUCGUUUGAUUAUGAUAGUCGUGGUUUGCUGACGCUUCACGGGAGAGUGUGGGUACCGUACUGGGGUGGAGUACGGCAAGUGUUGAUGGAUGAGGCUCAUAAGUCUCGGUUUUCUAUCCACCCAGGGGCGACGAAGAUGUAUCGAGAUCUUCGACCUAAUUAUUGGUGGCCCUGUAUGAAGCGGGACGUCGCCUGGUACGUCGAGACAAAACUGUUGGCCUUAUUAAUUAUCGUUUUUAUUGGCCUCACUUAGUGAAGGAUGUUUCGCAGAUUCUCGCAUGUUGUCGGGUAUGUCAUAUUGCAAAAACUCACCAUACUAAUGCAGGUCUUUAUACCCCACUCCCUGUUCCAAAUGGCCUGUGGGAGGAUGUUAGUCUCGAUUUUGUCUUGGGUCUCCCACGUACACAACGUCAAAAAGACUCGAUCAUGGUGGUCGUUGAUCGAUUUUCAAAGAUGUCGCAUUUUUUACCAUGUGCAAAAACUUAUGAUGCCAUUCAAGUCGCACGACUUUAUUUUAGUGAGAUUGUUCGCCUCCAUGGUAUUCCAAAAAGCAUCACUUCUGAUAGAGAUGUCAAAUUUGUUGGUCAUUUUUGGCGAACGUUGUGGAAACGCUUGGGCUCACGUUUACAAUUUAGUAGCUCCUACCAUCCUCAAACAGACGGUCAAACUGAAGUUACUAACCGAAGCUUGGGAAAUCUUUUACGUAGCCUUAUCGGCGACAAUCCUAAACAAUGGGAUCUUAUGCUCGCUCAAGCCAAAUUUGCAUACAAUAGAUCUAAUCAUAGGUCCACUGGUAGGAGCCCAUUCUUUGUUGUGUAUGGGAGGAAUCCUUUUACUCCACUUGACCUUACUCCAUGCCCGGGGACUGAUCAUUAUAAUGUCGAGGGAGAAAAUCGAGCUAAGCAAAUUCAAGACCUUCACAUGCAGGUGCGCGAUCAAAUAAUCCAACAUAAUCUCUAGUAUCAAAAAAAGGGUGAAUCAACACCGUAAACGUGUCGUGUUUCAAGAGGGUGAUCUUGUGUGGAUACAUUUAAGGAAAGAUCGUUUUCCAGGAGGACAUUUUGGGAAGCUUCAACCACGGGCGGAUGGACCAUUUAAAGUGCUUAAACGUAUCAAUGACAAUGCUUAUAAAAUCGACCUUCCCGGACACUAUAACGUCUCUGCUACUUUUAAUGUUGCUGAUUUAACUCCUUACAGUCCAACUGAGGAUGAUGCUAGUCCGGACUUGAGGCCGAGUCAUUUUCAAGCCGGGGAGGAUGAUACAGAUCCAUCUCAUGUAGCCGACCCAUGGACCAGCCAACUUAAUGACACAAAUGUCAAAUAGUAAAUCUUGCGUGCAUGAAUAUCUUCUACCAUCUUGAGAUUAUUCACUUGCCUUAUUUUCUAAUUCAUAUUUUAAUAUUUUGAUUGGAUUUGAUUGUUUUCCUUGUUUUUGGGAAGAAACAUUAUUUAUAGUUUUUUUUUGUUAAGAAGAAGGGGACGAUGAUUAAUUUUCAAUACAACUAAAAUUGCACUGUGUUUUUCUAGAAUUAUCAUCCUAUAUUGUGUCUUCAUCUUCAAGAUCCCUAUCAAUUUGCCAUUGGUUGAUGUGAAUAUUUGGUAUGUUAAAUGAUUGAGGGGUUCGAUGAUGGAGAGAAGAGAUGGAGAAGAUGUUGUGUUUUCUUUGAAUGUUACGAGAAGAAAAUAAUGGAGACGGUGGGUUGUAAGGGCAAAUUAGGAAAAGGUCUUCUUUUCUUCAUUCAUAUCAUGUAACCAAACAACCAUUUAUUUAGUUUAUAUAUGAAAAACAAUAAGUAACAAAAAGAUAUUUUAAUAUUUAUUAAAUAGAAAAACCAAAAAUUAAAACACCAAACUUAUAAUGUUUAAUUGUUCAAAAUUGAAUAAAAGUAUAAAAACCAAAAAUUAAAAACUAACCAACAUAAGUAUAAUAUGGUCAUUUUUCAUCAUUAAUCAUAGCGACUUAAUCAGAGACAUAAUCAAACAAUAUAAAUUCAAUGAUGUGGAUUCAGUCAGAUAAAUAAUCAAACAAUAUAAACUCAGUCAGAGAUUUAGAGAUUUAGUCAGAACUUCUAACCCAAUCAGAUCUGACCUACUUAACAACUAUGAAACGACUCCUAAACAUCACUGGAUCCUUCUAGUAUGCUAGGACCUCUACUGUGUUGUACUACCAUGACUACCACAACCGUCCAUAGUAGGACCAGUCUUAAAAAAUAAAAUAUUCUUAAAGACCCAUGACGAAUAAGAAAAAUAGGACCCUUAUCUUUAUUAUAAUUUUGUACUUUAAAUAAAAUUAUAUAAUAAAAAAAUUGAGUCAUGUACAACUGCCCAUUUUGCCUCCCUUUAAGCCCCCAUGGUCCAUAGAACCAACUUUUUUGAGGGAAAUUGAGAAUUGUAACAUUGGAUUUACCAAACGGAGAAGCAUUUUGGUUCCCCCUCUCCCGUUUCACAAAGACCCAUAACAACUUUAUCAUGGCACUGUAGCAAAUUUAGAGAGGAUUAGCAGUUUCAAGAAGUAACCUAUCAUCCUUUAAUGCGGGCAACUCAUAUUUUACGAUUAUACCAACGAGGUAGAAAAAAGUUACUGUUAUAGGUAGUAAUAUAAUUAUUAAGUUAUACGUAAAUGAUGUAUAUUCUAUUUUUUUUAUAGAGUUUGAUUGUUUGAAUAAAGAGCCCACCACGUUCUAUAUGUCACAACAGUUCCCUGCAUCACAAUAGUCCAUGAAACACAUGUGGUUUGUUACACAUGUGUAAGUCCAGCCCACUGUGGACCAAAAAAAUAUGGGUAAAUCCCAAAGAUUACAAUUU
Molecule: messenger RNA, 9493 nt
Organism: Lactuca sativa (garden lettuce)
Lineage: Eukaryota; Viridiplantae; Streptophyta; Magnoliopsida; Asterales; Asteraceae
Source: RefSeq, a predicted model, not a curated record